AGCUCUCUCUUCAGGGACACGCAGCUGCUCUCUAGCACCGGGUGUGAUAAAUUCAAACAAACAGCUUCGUCUUUCUCUUUGUGUUUCUCGUCUGUCUCUGUGCUAACACCGUGCCUCCUCGCCGUGUAGCCGGGGAGCCCAUCCUGCCUCCCCCCUCCACUUCCACCUCCAGGGACAAGAACAAAAGCAGAUUUUGGCGUCUCCAGUGAGUGAAGAGCGUCUGGCACAUGAUGAUGCGUGCCACAGAGAGGAAGUGACAGAAGAAGGCAUUCAUUGUUGCAGAGCAGCGUCUGUUCGGAUCGCCCCUCCUCCGUCUCCGUGAGCCUCCACGCCGCAGCCAUGCAGAUCAACCCCGUGUUCGUGGAGUCUGCUGUGGUUUUGGCCGUGGUGCUGUGUGUCCACAUGGCGGUCUGGAACCAGCACUCCUGGUGCAGUAUAGCCCUCGUCAUCCAGGCUUUCUACGUGCAGCACAAGUGGGACCGCCUGCUCCGGUCGGGGGGCGCCGUGUUCCAGUUCCGCCCGGCAGCAAACAGUGGCAUCGUCCCGGCCUCCAUGGUGAUGCCCUUACUGGGUCUAGCACUAAGAGAAAGGUGCUCUGCCUCAGGGAAUGUCUACUUUGAGCGCUUCUCCAUGGUGAUCACCGUCACGGGCAUGAUGCUAGCUCUGUUUUUGUCUCUCAUCGCGCUGGGCAUUACAAGACCGGUGCCCACAAACACUUGUGUGAUCGCGGGCAUGGCAGGCAGCGCGAUUCUCUACACAACAAAACAGACGCUGACGGUGUCUGAGGUCAUCGAGGUCUUAGAAGUCCUGCUGAUCUUUGUCUAUCUCAGCUUAAUUGUGCUGUACCUGCUGCCGCGCUGCUUUACUCCCGGAGAGGCGCUCCUCAUCGUCGGAGGAAUCAGUUUCAUCGUCAACCAGCUCAUCAAGCGCUCCCUGAACCUGGCGGAGGUGAAAGGUGACCCGGUGAACUAUUUCCUGCCAGUGGUGGUCGUGGGCUCGCUAUUGCUGGGGGUUUUCUUUGCCCUACUCUUCUGCUUCAUGGAGUCUGAGACCUGGGUGUCCUCCCUCUUCUUCCACAUGAUGACAGCCGUUCUGGGUCUGGGGAUCCUCAUGCCGUGGCUCUCUCUGUUCAUCGGCCGGCACCCCAUCAUGUGGCUGUUGGACUUUGUCACGUUAAACGAGAGAAGACUCUGUCUGUUGGGAUACUGGGUGUUCCUAGCCAGCGUGGCCACCUGCGUUGUGCUACACCAGAACUACCAGCGGCAAUCCGGAUCAAAGAAGCACCAGGCCUCAACUGUCGUCAGGAAGUAUUUCCAUCUGAUCGUGGUGGCUACGUUCGUCCCAGGGCUGAUCUAUGACCGGCAGCUGCUCCAUGUGGCAUCCGUAGGUUGCCUGGCGGUUUUCUUGCUCUUGGAGUAUAUACGGUACUUUCGUAUCAAGCCGCUCGGACAGCUACUCAGGCAGCUGCUCACUUUGUUCCUCGACGAGCGGGACUCUGGGCCUCUCAUCCUGACCCACAUCUACCUGCUGCUGGGCAUGUCGCUGCCCAUAUGGCUGUCCCCUGGGCCCUGCGCUCCUAAGGGGACACUCCCAGGUGCGGGCGGCCUGGUGCCUUAUGCAGGUGUGCUGGCCGUGGGGGUCGGAGACACUGUGGCAUCUGUGUUCGGCAGCACCAUGGGGGAGAUCCGCUGGCCUGGCACCAAGAAAACCAUGGAGGGGACUGCAACAUCUGUGUUCGCCCAGAUCAUUGCGGUGGCCAUGUUUCUCAUCUUUGAUGGGAGCAUCAAUCUGAACUCCACCUACUCAUGGAUUGUUGGCUCUAUCUCACUGGUGGCCAUGCUGGAGGCUUACACCUCCCAAAUAGACAAUCUCCUCCUCCCACUCUACCUCUUCAUCCUGCUGUUGCUUUGACUGGACGGGACAGAUGGCACCAAUUAAAAUGAGGGUCAGCAGACCCCCUUCCCCCGUCUUCAGUCCAUACUGAGGGGAGAGAGGGAAUGGUGAAUUGGAAAAAAUAAUAAUAAAAAAGAAAAAUAGGAUUGUAGAACUCAGAUAACCCUUUAGGAAUAAAUGUACCUUCCCCCCACUAUGAAAACGCCGCCACAAGGGGGGUUAAUGUGUCCAGCACAAGAGAGAGAGUGUGGAGUUUUUUCAGCAAAGUAGCUUGAUUUAAUAACUAGACUAAGCUGAGAUGGCACUAAAAAUUCUGCUCUUUACUUUGUGUGGGUGCAGAUGUACUGAUAGCAUGACAUCAAAGUCUGUUCUGUUCAGAUGACAAAUCAUUUAAAUAUCAGUUGCUUAGGAAUGAGUUUUAAUCUGAGUUGCUGAGAAAUGCGAGGAGGAGUCGCGGAUAUUGUUUGGGCUCUGUCUGCAGCAGAGGCGGCACUCGAGGUACUCUGAGGUACUCGGACAACGACACCAACAGCUCCUGAAUUAUGUAAUAGUAGAAGCAGAUGCUGCUAAAUGGCACAUUUUGAUUAUCAGUGGGGUUUUUUUCCUAUAUCUUGUCCUGUUUUUUGCAAAUGGAAAUAUGCCUUUGUACAGCCUUUGAAGAACAUUAUUUAAAGUGAGCUUCUUGAUUGUUUUUUUUUUUUAAUCAAACAUUUUAUUUGAUUAUAUUACAAUAUGGUUUCUGCCUCUCAUGUGGCAGUGUAAAGGAUUGAACUGCUGAACAUAUUUGCCUUAAGAAGUAUAUUUUCUAUCAGUCGACAUUACCUAGUAUUGUAGACGCUGUAGUUGAAAGCAUGAUAUUUGUCAAGAGGCCCGUCUCAACUCGUCAGGGCUGGUUAAUACUUCGAUAUGGCAGCAACCUAAUAUGCUCCUGCAUGACACUAAUGUGAAAUCCUGUACUGUAACUUGUACACAGAGUUUACCCUGCGGUUUAUUUUUGUUUAGUAAAAUCGUCUCCUUUGCUUAAUAUUUCUGUGGUUUGACGGGACCCUCUAGAGACAUUUCCUUGUGACACUGAGCCUUGCAACCCCACUGUUUUUUUUUUUUUACAUAAAUCUUUCUCCCUUCCUUUUGGGCAAUAUUUUUUGAGCAAUAGAUAGCCAGAUAAUUAUACCGUUUACUUUACAGAAAUAUCCUCGACGGUCAAAAUGCUUGAUCUCAUCAUCAUACUAUGCAUUGAGAUGGGGAUGCCAUAUUUAUGACCUGAAACAUUUUUUUCAGCAUGACUUAACACAGUAUUUGGUUUAUCUUUUAUCUGUACAUGAGCUUGAUGUUUUUUUUUUUUGUUUUUUGUUUUUUCUGUUGUAAUGACAGUUUAUCAGCAUGGUCCUACAAGUACAUUGUUUUUGCCGCCAUCCCUCCAUUUUUCUGAAAUCCUAGUAUUGCAUGUUGAGUGCAUCAUUAAAGACUUUUUAUGGUUUAAA
This is a messenger RNA of Myripristis murdjan (pinecone soldierfish), 3374 nucleotides long. RefSeq names its product dolichol kinase (gene dolk). Gene Ontology annotation, cellular component: endoplasmic reticulum membrane. The record is from RefSeq and is a predicted model, not a curated record. Gene Ontology annotation, molecular function: dolichol kinase activity. Gene Ontology annotation, biological process: dolichyl monophosphate biosynthetic process. Lineage: Eukaryota; Metazoa; Chordata; Actinopteri; Holocentriformes; Holocentridae. The transcript has 2 exons. Bases 340 to 1911 code for a protein of 523 amino acids.